Molecule: messenger RNA, 2754 nt
Organism: Falco peregrinus (peregrine falcon)
Lineage: Eukaryota; Metazoa; Chordata; Aves; Falconiformes; Falconidae
Product: transmembrane protein 68-like
Exons: 7
Coding region: 261-1400 (379 amino acids)
Cellular component (GO): membrane
Molecular function (GO): acyltransferase activity
Source: RefSeq, a predicted model, not a curated record
CCGCGGGAGACUGGGAAGGGGCGUCCCGGCCCCGCCGCGGACGGGGACACCCAGGGCAGGGGGGCGGAGCGGCCGCUCACCCGCACCGCGGCGGGGCUGAGGGGAGCCGGGGGGCGCGAUGCCGCCGGAGGGUCCGCGCGUCCCCUCGCCCCGUCGCCUCGCCCCGUCCCCUCGCGGUGGGAAGCGGCGCCCCCAUCCAGCGGCGCCCGGGCGGGACCACCGCUGCCCGUCCCGGGAUUUUUAUCGUUGAAGAAUUAAAAAUGGUGACCUGGGCGCGGAACCCACUGGGGCUGCCAGGCCCAGCCCCGCCUCCCCGGGCCUGGGCGCGGGGGCGGCGGCGCGCUUAUCCCGGGACGGGGCCGCAUCGGCGGGGUCCUUGUGACGGCCGGCGGCGCCGCGGGCAGGACAUGAUAGGUAGAAAAGAAUCCUGCACUUCAGGACAGAUGCUGAUGACCGACCUAAACUGCCUUGCCUAUGCACUGGAAGAAUGGAUGGUUGUGGAGUACCUGAAGAAAUACUUUUUUCAUGUGGUCAUAGUCUCACUGACAAUAAGUGCAAUAUUAGUUUUUUUUAUAGUUCCUUUAACAAUACUCUUUUUCAUUUACCUUACUAAUAUAUUGCUUCUAAUAUAUCGGAAGAAUGGUGAAGUAAAAGCAGAUCCCUUGAGUGAUGUUUGGGAUGGUGCAAGGAAAACUAUAGCAAGCUUUUGGGAUAUAUAUGCAAGAAUAUGGCAUGGUUAUGAGCUUCAUGGUGUGGAAAACCUACCAGAAGGACCAGGCAUUCUUGUGUAUUACCAUGGAGCUAUUCCUAUAGACUACCUUUACUUUUUGUCUAGGCUGUUUCUUUGGAAGAAAAGACUUUGUCUGUCAGUAGCUGAUCAUUUUGUCUUUCGUUUACCAGGACUUAAAUUAUUAUUGGAAGUGACAGGUGUUAUGCCAGGUACAAGGGAGGAGUGUCUCAUUGCACUGAAGAAUGGACACCUGGUGUCCAUCUCACCAGGUGGAGUUAGAGAAGCACUAUUCAGUGAUGAGAGUUAUCAACUCAUGUGGGGCAAUCGAAAAGGAUUUGCCCAGGUUGCUUUGGAUGCAAAAGUGCCCAUCAUUCCAAUGUAUACGCAAAAUGUCCGGGAAGGAUAUAGGAUGUUUAAAGAAAGAAGAUUUUUUAGACAGUUGUAUGAAAGUACUCGAUUGCCAUUUACUCCUCCAUACGGAGGACUUCCGGUUAAAUUUCGCACGUACAUUGGGGAGCCAAUCCCUUACGAUCCAGAUAUAACUACAGAGGAAUUAGUUGAAAAGACAAAGACUGCUGUCCAGGCUCUCAUAAGCAAGCACCAAACAAUCCCAGGCAGUAUAUGGAAGGCUUUAUUGGAGCGAUUUGAUAAACAUCGUAAACGUGAUUAGAAUGCUUGUUUAUUUCAUUGUUUUUCCAGCAUGCAGUAAAAAAACAAUGUCCUGCGGUACUGAUGACUAAUAAUUGGUGUUGAACCAGUUUAAUUUACAAGUUUCUACAGAUCUGACAGAAGAAAACAAUUAACCUCUUGAAGGUUCCCCUGUGCCUUUGAGGAUAUUCUGAAGUUAGAAAGACUGAAGAAGAAAAUAUGUAUAAUAGCAAUGCAACAGCUGAAUUCCCCAAAAGGAAACAAUGUAGCUGGGAUUUGCCUGGUUCUUAAAACAAGUAUGUAUGUAUAUACAUCUGAGAGCCUCAGAAGUUUUAUCUAGAUUGUGGGUUUAUGUUUUGAGCAGUUCAUGGUCCAGUCUCGGAGUACAAGCUCAGAGUGCAACUUGGAGGUCCCACAAGUCCACCCCUUGGUGGGCACCUUCCCUGUUGGACCUCAUGUAAGACAGUGUCAGAAGAGAAACUGGCUCACUUUAGCUAAUGAUCUGCUGCUUAGGCCAUUUGUCUAGAGAGGUUAUACAAAGAGAAGUAAUCCCAUUAAACCAGAUAGCUACUAGACUCCUACAAGGACAUCAGCUUAGUGGUUUGGUACCCUGGAAAAUAGGAAUGCUACAUCCAAGACUUUGCUCCAACAGAAAAAAGAAAAGUCUCUCAAAGAGAGGAAAAAAACCCAACAAAAAACCAAAAACCCAACCUUAGUUAAGUGUAGCACUAUGCAAAUACAUGUAGACAGUAGUUUCAAGCCUGAGCUGGUACAUUCAUGCACUAUUGCACCAUACAAUACUGGUUUAGUAGCUGAAGCUGCCCCCAGCCUGAGAGUUCUUGCAUUGUAGUGUGUUUGCAGUACAGAUGUGCUGUACUCACCCAGAUCUCCCAGGGAGCGGGCUGGGGGGAGCCUACUUAGGUAAUGCAACCCCAAUACUCAUCAUCACUGGUGGUUUGCCUGAAAAUGCGGUACUACAACACUGUCGUCCUCAUAUGGAUUGAACCUAAAGGCCUGUUCGGAAAGGUGGACGUAGGCAGCAUUGUCUUCCCAAUGCAACUUGCAGAAUAGCAAAACUCGCUACAAAGCAGAAUGUAUUUUUACAGGCGGUGGGAUAUUUUACUGGUGGGGGUGGGAGAACUUUGUGCAAUCUAUCCAAUGUGCCACUAAAUGCAACAAAGUCUGUUAAGUUCAAACACCAAGAAAGGUAUUUUUUGUGUCUUGUUUUUCCUUCUUGUACUUCUAAUAUCUGUAUAAUCUUUUCCCUCAACAUCCUAAAACUUUAUGUAGCAUCUAAGGAAAUAGAUACAAUGUUUGCCCAUUUUCACUAGAAAGCUAAAUCUACUCUUUGGAUUAAAAUUAAUUCUUCCUCUUUC